Molecule: messenger RNA, 1785 nt
Organism: Clarias gariepinus (North African catfish)
Lineage: Eukaryota; Metazoa; Chordata; Actinopteri; Siluriformes; Clariidae
Gene: tpm4b
Product: tropomyosin 4b
Exons: 9
Coding region: 284-1138 (284 amino acids)
Biological process (GO): muscle contraction; actin filament organization
Cellular component (GO): actin filament
Molecular function (GO): actin filament binding
Source: RefSeq, a predicted model, not a curated record
ACGGGGGUGUGUGUGUCACCAGGAGCAGGGUUCACAUCAACUACCUCAGGUUUAAACCUUCCGCAGAAGUGUUGUGUUUCAUUCUGCUUUAGCCUGCGCUUUCCCUCCACUCCCCUCUUUCUCUCGCUCUCUCGUCCUCCUCAUCAUCUUCCGUCUUCACAGCCUCUUCUCUUGACUAGGAAGAGCUCCAUUCUGUCCAUCCUCUCCACUCUUGAGUGAGACCAGUUCGUUCGAUUCUGCACAUUUUUCUCUUAAAAGAGAGUCAAACAACAACCGAAAAAAAAUGGAGGCGAUCAAGAAGAAAAUGCAGAUGUUGAAGGGGGACAAGGAAAAUGCCUUCGAUCGUGCAGAGCAGGCCGAGACGGACAAGAAGGUGUCAGAGGACAAGUGUAAGCAGUUGGAGGACGAGCUGCUGGGGCAACAGAAGAAACUCAAGGGGACAGAGGAUGAACUGGACAAGUACUCUGAGGCCCUCAAAGACGCCCAGGAGAAACUGGACCUGUCUGAAAAGAAGGCCACAGAUGCUGAAGGCGAAGUGGCUGCUCUGAACCGCAGGAUCCAGCUAAUCGAGGAGGAGCUGGACCGAGCCCAAGGAAGACUGAGCACCGCACUCCAGAAACUAGAAGAAGCUGAGAAAGCAGCCGAUGAAAGCGAGAGAGGCAUGAAGGUGAUUGAGAACCGUGCCAUGAAAGACGAGGAGAAAAUGCAAAUUCAGGACCUACAGCUUAAGGAGGCCAAACACAUCGCUGAAGAUUCUGAUCGCAAAUAUGAAGAGGUGGCUCGUAAGCUGGUGAUCAUAGAGACUGAGCUGGAGAGAGCAGAGGAGAGGGCUGAGGUUGCUGAGCUUAAAAGUGGAGAUCUUGAGGAGGAACUUAAAAAUGUAACCAACACCCUGAAGUCUUUAGAGGCCCAGUCUGAAAAGUACUCAGAGAAAGAAGACAAGUACGAGGAAGAGAUCAAUCUUCUCAAUGACAAACUGAAAGAGGCAGAGACGCGUGUUGAGUUUGCAGAGAAAAAUGUAUCCAAACUGGAAAAGACCAUUGAUGACCUUGAGGAGACUCUAGCACAUGCUAAAGAUGAGAACCUGAAUUUAAACCAAGUCUUGGAUCAAACACUUCAAGAACUCAACAGCUUGUGAAUAACAAAAAAUAAGAAACCAUCACAUCAAGCAACAUUCCACAUGCGUGUGUCUGUAGGUUUGGGUGUGUUUGUAGUUCAUUUUUUUUUCUGCUUUAUUGUGUUGCCUGAGUCAUGCUCUCCUAUUUUUAUCCCACGUCCACCCACACAUUUUCUUUAUGUUGCCAAGUAAACCAUUGUUAUAUAUUAUAAUGUAACACAAAGGGUGAUGAUACAAAUGACUGGUCAUGGUAUAACGUUCACACCUGUCAUGCAUAACACCCAACCUCCACCUUUGAUCAACAUAUUUUAACUCAAUAGGCCUAUUCCACAUCAACGCAUCCUUCGGACCUCUAACUACUUCGGACCUGGCACAACGUCCGCAGUUACAAAUGAAAGUUGUCAUGAUUCCUGAAUUGAUAUGUCUAUUCCACAUUUGUGUAUUUAUUUAUUUUACAUCCACACCUAUUUGUAGUUUUUUUUUAAAUGCCGCUUAGACAUUUUUAAAAAGAAUUAUUCACAAAAUUUACACUUACAGAUUAAUUUAGGUUGUAUUAGAUGUGUAGAUUUCAUGUGUAGGAUGUUUAGGGAAUUGUUGUCUAGUUUUAUUGGUUAAUUUGAAGUCACUAAUAAUUUUUUUAAUUAAGCUAUUUUUUCCUUUUACUUAUC